CGUGUUCUUCUUCAUCGACGUGUUCGCAGGCAGCCUGAAGCACGGAGAGCCGUGGGCGCGCGGAGACAAGGACGACGCCGUCGCCAGGGACGCCUUCCAGAACGUGAAGAUCCUGACGUACCGCGAGCCGCAGAACCCCGAGUACCGAGAGUUCGUGAAUAACCUGAAGAUAGACGCCAAAGAAAUGUUCAACUACACCAUCGAGGACUCACUGAUGAACAUAAUAGCGGGGGGGUUUUACGACGGUCUGAUGCUCUACACACACGCUCUGAACGAGACGAUGUCGCUGUCCGCCGGCCGGCCGCCAGGGAAGGUCGUCACCCAGAGGAUGUGGAACCGAACGUUUCACGGUGUCACGGGCAUCGUGCAUCUGGAUGAGAAUGGAGACAGAGAGACGGACUUCGCUCUGUGGGAUAUGAUCGACACCAACACCAGCGCCUUCCAGAUAGUUUUGGUGUACAACAGUUCAGAGGAGCAGCUGUCAGCCAACCCUGGAACCACUCUGCACUGGCUCGGAGGAGUUCGUCCUCGGGAUGUUCCCUUCUGCGGCUUCAAGAACGAAAACCCUGUCUGCGUCACAAGUCUGUGAAAAACACACCAACAAGUUUACCGUAUUUUUAAUGUCAGCCCUGAACUUUACUUCAGAUUCAAAGAGUCCUCUCCUGCUGAUGUUCAGGUGUAUAUCAGUAUGUAGUGUCUCUACUUUAAAGAGUCCUCUCCUGCUGAUGUUCAGGU
Messenger RNA from Gymnodraco acuticeps, 735 nucleotides. RefSeq names its product atrial natriuretic peptide receptor 1-like. Gene Ontology annotation, biological process: receptor guanylyl cyclase signaling pathway; cGMP biosynthetic process. The record is from RefSeq and is a predicted model, not a curated record. Bases 185 to 589 code for a protein of 134 amino acids. The transcript has 5 exons. Gene Ontology annotation, molecular function: peptide receptor activity; guanylate cyclase activity. Gene Ontology annotation, cellular component: membrane. Lineage: Eukaryota; Metazoa; Chordata; Actinopteri; Perciformes; Bathydraconidae.